UCUCAAGCUAUCAGUGGUCACUGAGUGGUCAGUUAGUGCUCCAUCACUCUAUCCUGGCAAUCGGCGAACACCAAAAAGUUCAACCUCAACUCAUCCCACCCACUUCUAGCCCCACCCUUACAGCAUCAUACUUUAGAAUUCUUGUCACAGUUGCCCCUCACUCCCUACAGCUCAAUAAUAAUCUUUAUCUCCCUCAAAUAUUUGUCCUUUUCUCUAGAAACAAUAUCCUCGAAUAUCGAAAUAACCUCAUCUUUUUCCUGUACAUUCUACCCCCGAAGUGAUCGUAGAUAGCACAGUUCUGUGACGCCCCAGAUCGGGUUUUGCGCAAGUUCUACCUAUUAUUAUCGGCACGAACUCCAAGAGAUCGCAAAUAUGGGCAUGCUCGAUCCCAGACCGAAUGGCCAGAAGGCCGAGUUGCUUCCCAAUGGCAAGAGACGCAAAAUUGCCAUGAUGACGAGUGGCGGUGAUGCGCCCGGAAUGAACGGAGCUGUACGAGCUGUCGUCCGAUCCGCCAUUGACGAAGGCUUCGACGCAUACUGUAUAUACGAGGGCUACGAGGGCCUUGUGCAGGGUGGAGAUCUCAUAAAGAAAAUGUCGUGGGGCGAUGUCAGAGGCUGGCUCUCCGAGGGCGGUACGCUGAUCGGAACCGCACGGUGCAAGGCAUUUUACGAACGCCCUGGGAGACUGAAGGCUGCCAAGAACAUGGUUAUCAAUGGAAUUGAUUCCCUCAUUAUCUGCGGUGGAGAUGGCUCCCUCACUGGUGCGGACAAGUUCCGAUUUGAGUGGCCCGGCCUGCUGGAGGAGCUGGUGCAGACCAAGGAACUCACCGAAGAAGAGAUCAAGCCCUUUAUGCACUUGACGAUCGUUGGUCUGGUAGGAUCUAUCGAUAACGACAUGUCGGGUACGGAUGUGACGAUUGGUUGUUUCUCGGCGCUGGCACGCAUUUGCGAGAUGGUCGAUUACAUAGAAGCUACUGCGUCGUCACACUCCCGUGCGUUUGUUAUUGAGGUUAUGGGCAGGCACUGCGGCUGGUUGGCCUUGAUGGCCGGUGUUGCAACUGGCGCAGAUUUUGUCUUCAUCCCCGAAAAGCCCAGAGCAGACAACUGGCGUGAGGAGAUGUGCACAAUUAUCGCGAAGCACCGCGGAGUCGGAAAGCGGAAGACUAUUGUUAUCAUGGCUGAGGGUGCCAAUGACCAACAAGGGAAUAAAAUAACGCCUGAACAGGUCAAGGACUUGCUCGCCGACCCAAAGGGCCUUGCACUCGAUACAAGAAUCACAACCCUUGGACACGUUCAACGUGGAGGGUCAGCAUGCUCGUUUGACCGAACAUUGGCCACACUGCAGGGAGUUGAGGCUGUGAGAGCCGUCCUUGAUGCGAAGCCAGAUACACCCACAUGUUUCAUCGCAAUCAACGAGAACAAGAUUGUUCGAAAGCCACUGAUGAAAGCCGUCCGCGAUACACAAGAAGUCGCAAAAGCUAUUCAAGCCCGCGACUUUGACAGGGCGAUGGGUCUACGUGAUACGGAGUUCGCAGAGAUUUAUGCUUCUUACUUGAUAACUACUGCGACAUCUCUUGACAAAGCUUUGCAUUUGCCAUCCCAGAAGUGCAUGCGUAUUGGUAUCAUCCACGUGGGAGCGCCGGCUGGUGGCAUGAACUCGGCAACGCGAGCCGCCGUAGCAUACUGCCAGACCCGGGGGCACACCCCAGUCGGCAUAUACAACGGCUUCGCCGGCUUUACGAGACACCACGGCGAUGAGCCGCUCGGAGCUGUUAGAGAGUUCGAUUGGCUCGAGGUUGACAACUGGGCUUCCAAGGGCGGAUCAGAGAUUGGCACGAACCGAGAGCUUCCAAACGACUCCGGAAUGGCUACAGUCGCAGAGCUAAUUGCGAAAUACAAGAUAGACGCCAUUUUCAUGGUCGGUGGCUUCGAGGCGUUCCAUUCUAUGUCCCAGCUCCGCAAAGCAAGGAAGGAAUUCCCGCAGCUGGCUAUCCCCAUGGCUCUCCUGCCAGCUACGAUAUCAAACAACGUCCCAGGCACAGAAUACAGUCUCGGGUCAGACACCUGCCUCAACGAGCUUGUCCGCUACUGCGACACGAUCAAGCAAUCCGCAUCCGCCUCCCGCCGCCGCGUCUUCGUCAUCGAAACUCAAGGCGGCCGCUGCGGCUACGUCCCCGUCCUCGCGGGCCUCAACGUCGGCGCCACCGCCGUCUACACCCCCGAAGAAGGCAUCAGCAUCGACAUGCUCGCCGCAGACAUCCGCCACCUCCGCAAGGCCUUCGCCGAAGACUCCGGGCAGUCCCGCGCCGGCCGCCUCAUCCUCGUCGGCGAGAAGGCGAGCAGCGUCUACUCCGCCAAGCUGAUCGCGGAUAUCAUCCGCACCGAGGCGCAUGGACGCUUCGAGUCGCGCGAUUCGAUCCCAGGACACGUGCAGCAGGGCGGCACGCCGUCACCGAUGGACCGCAUCCGCGCCGUGAGACUGUCGAUCAAGUGUAUUGAGCACCUUGAGAAGUUCGCGGGCGCGUCGGCGCGGACGAUCGCGGACGAUGCGCUGAGCAGCAGCGUGAUUGGGAUCCGUGGCGCGAGCGUGACGUUCACGUCGAUGGAGCAUGUGGAGUCCAAGGAGACAGAUUGGGCGAAUCGUAGACCGCUGGAGGUGUUCUGGGCGGAUAUUGAGCCGGUUGUUGAUACGCUGAGUGGGAGGCCUGAGAUCCCGAGGCCGGAGCCGGAUGUGAAGGGGCAGAGGGCGAAGGAUAUUAAGAGAGGGCUUGUGAGAGGCCCUGUAUAGAGCUAGAAAUAGGGUUGUUUCAGUUGGGCUCAAAAUUUGCACCUGUAGCACCUUUAGAAUAUGAUGAACGAAAAUAUUUUUAACGGGGC
Messenger RNA from Pseudogymnoascus verrucosus, 2876 nucleotides. It is a transcript of the gene PFK1, whose product is annotated as 6-phosphofructokinase, alpha subunit. The transcript has 4 exons. NCBI's taxonomy places the organism in Eukaryota, Fungi, Ascomycota, Leotiomycetes, Thelebolales, Thelebolaceae. Gene Ontology annotation, cellular component: 6-phosphofructokinase complex; mitochondrion; cytoplasm. Gene Ontology annotation, biological process: canonical glycolysis; fructose 6-phosphate metabolic process; fructose 1,6-bisphosphate metabolic process. The record is from RefSeq and is a predicted model, not a curated record. Gene Ontology annotation, molecular function: fructose-6-phosphate binding; ATP binding; identical protein binding. Bases 373 to 2787 code for a protein of 804 amino acids.